UCCAACCGCGGGCCUAUUUCCGCAACUUUCCGGAGUGCUUUCCCUUUUAUCGUAUUCUUCGGAAAUUUUAAACCUCAUUCUAAACAAAAAGUGUUUCUUUUAUUUCAAAACAUCUUUGAAAUGUUUUUUUUUUUCUCGAGAAUUUCAAGCUUCAUUUUAACGAAGUAUGAUGGAAAUUAAAAAUCAUUUUGUUUAGGUCAGUGGAGUGCUAAUCCUAAGACUUAAACUACUCCUCAAUGAGAUGUGUUUUGAUAUUCCACGACGUGAAACCGGCGCGACUUUGAGAAGAAGAAUGCUUUUCGCUUUAACUGGGCCAGGAAAACAUUUCAAUGUAUUAGUGUUAACGCUCUUUUCAUCAUUUCUGAGAUCACGCUUAGUUAAUUUUUAAUUACAGAUUCUUUGGAUGACUACUAAGGUCUAAGGUAGCAUCGUCUGGUUAAUUCCAACAUCAUAAGUUCCUGGGACUGCUCCCAUUUUCAUCAGAUCAACGAUCUUCAUUUCCCAGCAAAUCAACUUCCGUUUGUUUGGUCUCCCAGAGAACCAAUGAGAGGUCGUGAAACAAGAUGUUUUGUGCCCAGAACGAGGCCAGAGUUUUUCACGUUUAUGAGUUCUUAGAUUUUCGUUUACUAGAACUCAUAUAUCUUCGUUUAGAAAUUCAAAUAAGCGAGAACCAUUUUUAAAAUCCUAACAUUGAUCCUAAUAAUACCAAAAUUCAAAAUGGGAUUUGUUUACAGAAUAAUACGCUGUGGAGCUAAGAUUCGACUGAAGAAAUUUAUGACGUCAAUGUUAUUCAUGACUUUAAUGAAGUCAUGUGAAUGUGCAAGUCAUGUUAACGACAGCCUCGUUGUGGAUGAAAUUAGUUUCGAGGUCAUUUACGAAACAGUGAACUCUGACCUUGACGCACGAAAACUUUCGGUAAACACAUCCGGCCUAACCAGCGAUGGGCCUUUCUUGAUCACUUCACUUCCGGUGGUCAGUUCUCCUUGUGAGGGGAUCAACGCGUCUGCUUCAACGGAUAAUUCUACCACAUGGCCAGCCGCCCCCAUCCGAUACUCAGUUCUGUUUGCCUCCGUGGCCGCCACACUCAGCGCCAUCAUCUUCGUCUUCGGUCUGUUGGGGAAUAUCCUGGUGGUCAUCGUCAUCGCCAGGACCAGGAGCAUGCACACCACCACCAACUGCUACCUGCUGAGCCUGGCCGUGGCGGACAGUCUGGUCCUUCUCUCGGCCACCUUGCCCAGCAUCCCCGAGCCCUUUUUCCGGGUGGACGAGUGGCCCUAUGGGCGGACCAUGUGCCCCAUCUUGGUCUUCAUCCAGUAUCUUGGCGUGGACAGCUCAUCUCUAUCUAUCACAGCCCUGACCAUCGAGCGUUACAUCGCCAUAUGCCACCCAAUGAAGGCUCAGACCACCUGUACGGUCAGCAGGGCUAAGAAGAUCAUCGUCAUCCUAUGGGUGUUCACUCUCUUGUACUGCUCGCCUUGGCUAGGUCUUACAGUUAUUAAAAGGAAACCCGUGGGAGAGAACGAGUUCAUGGACGUGUGUAACUUCCGGUUGGCAAGGUCAUCCUAUGUUGUCCUCUACAUGAUAGACCUCAUUGUCUUCUACGUUAUUCCACUCCUCAUCGCCACUGUUCUCUACCUCCUCAUCUGGAGGAUCCUCUACCUCAGCAGGGCAAUGAGGAAAAACGACAACUCAAAGGAGAGAAGGUCGCCAAAGAGGCGGGCGGAUUCACGAGUCCAAGUGGUCCGCAUGUUGGUCGUGGUGGUAGUCACCUUCGCCUCGCUGUGGAUGCCCUACAGGGUGAUGGUGGUCUACAACAGCUUCGCCAGCACGCCCUACCACGACAUGUGGUUCCUGCUGUUCGCCAGGACCAUGAUCUACGUCAACUGUGCCAUCAACCCUGUCCUGUACAACAUCUUGUCAGACAAGUUCAAGCGGGCUUUUAGAAAUCUGUUGAACUGCUGUAAGUAUGACAUUACUCCUGUCCUGUACAAUAUCUUGUCAGACAAGUUUAAGCGGGCUUUUAGAAAUCUGUUGAACUGCUGUAAGUAUGACAUUGUGGGUGUUAUACACUCCUGUCCUGUACAAUAUCUUGUCAGACAAGUUCAAGCGGGCUUUUAG
Messenger RNA from Biomphalaria glabrata, 2118 nucleotides. RefSeq names its product thyrotropin-releasing hormone receptor-like. Gene Ontology annotation, molecular function: thyrotropin-releasing hormone receptor activity. The coding region runs from base 718 to 2118 and encodes 466 amino acids. Gene Ontology annotation, biological process: G protein-coupled receptor signaling pathway. The record is from RefSeq and is a predicted model, not a curated record. The transcript has 4 exons. NCBI's taxonomy places the organism in Eukaryota, Metazoa, Mollusca, Gastropoda, Planorbidae. Gene Ontology annotation, cellular component: membrane.